Eleginops maclovinus (Patagonian blennie) is the source of this 3040-nucleotide messenger RNA. It is a transcript of the gene egr3, whose product is annotated as early growth response 3. The transcript has 2 exons. Gene Ontology annotation, molecular function: DNA-binding transcription factor activity, RNA polymerase II-specific; RNA polymerase II cis-regulatory region sequence-specific DNA binding. The record is from RefSeq and is a predicted model, not a curated record. Gene Ontology annotation, biological process: regulation of transcription by RNA polymerase II. Bases 396 to 1628 code for a protein of 410 amino acids. NCBI's taxonomy places the organism in Eukaryota, Metazoa, Chordata, Actinopteri, Perciformes, Eleginopidae.
UCCCCCUAUUUAAUACGGGCAGACUGGAGUCCCCUAUCCAGCUCCAAUAGAGCAAGUAGAGCUGCUCUUGUGCAACCAACACCACCACCACCUCCUCCAUUGAUUCACAGACUUCACAUUCCCCCACAAGCAGCCCAUCAGCUUCCACAGUGAUCAGAUUAAUAACAACAGUAGCCUGUGAUCACACAGGAGGAGAUACCCGGCGCUGCUCGUCCUCCGCGGGAUACUUGGAUACAGCAACAGGAUCCAUCCCUGCUCCUCUCUCCUCUUUUUUCUCUGAUCCACACCUGUGUUUUCCACUUUUGAGAACACCCGCUGUGUUUCUUUUUUUUGAGUAACUACUUGGAUACCUGCGAGUUGUCCUUUUUAUAAAUGUCGGACUGACUAUAACUGCUAUGACAGGGAAACUAGCGGAGAAGCUCCCUCUUACGAUGAGCAGUUUAAUAAAUACGAUCCCUGACAGUCUCUACCCAGAAGAGGACAUCCCGACGUCUAUGAAUAUUUUCACCAGUACGGAAUCUAUUAACCACUAUUCACAGAUGAAUACAGAUAAUAUCAUGGAUCUGGGCAUGGGAGGCGAGAAAGCAGCUGCAGAGAUUCAGUAUGGAUCCAGCUUCCAGUCCAACCGCAGUGGGCAGACUGUCACCUAUCUGGGGAAGUUUGCCUUUGACACCCCUCCGUCAGGGGGCAUCGGGGGCUCCGGGUGGUGCUCUGACAACAACAUCAUCAGUCUUGUCAGCGCGGGGAUCCUGGGCGUUUCUCCAUCACCCGGCACGGUAACAUCGCAGACAUCGUCCUCCGCAGCCAGCAUGGGCGGACAGACGUCAGACAUGGAGCAGGUGUACGGUCCCCCGCUGCCUGCCUACUCCACCUGCAGCGACCUAUACCAGGACCAGGUCUCCUUCCACCACAGCCCUGCCACCAGCACCGCCCUCGCCUACCCGGGCAAUGACUAUCACUCCACAUCCAAAGCCUCCAUGGAUGGCAGCCUUUUCUCCAUGAUCCCCGACUACAACCUUUUCCACCAUCAGGGCGAUGUCGGCGUAAUGGAGCACAAGCCCUUCCAGAGCAUGGACCCCAUCCGAGUCAACCCUCCACCCAUCACACCCCUGGAGACCAUCAGGGCGUUCAAAGACAAGCAGCAGAUUCACCCAGGUUUCAUGGGCGGUCAGCAGCACCCUCCUCAGCACCACCCACCGCCACAGACUCUCACCCUCAAACCCAUACGACCUCGGAAGUACCCCAACCGUCCCAGCAAAACCCCCGUCCACGAGCGGCCGCACGCCUGCCCGGCAGAGAACUGUGACAGACGCUUCUCACGCUCAGACGAGCUCACACGUCACCUCCGCAUCCACACAGGUCACAAACCCUUCCAGUGCAGAAUAUGCAUGCGCUCCUUCAGCCGGAGCGACCACCUGACCACACACAUCCGUACACACACCGGCGAGAAGCCCUUCUCCUGUGAGUUCUGUGGACGCAAGUUUGCCAGGAGUGACGAGAGAAAGAGACACGCAAAGGUUCACCUGAAACAGAAGGACAAGAAACCGGCUGACAAGAGCAGUGGGGCGGCUGGGAGCCACAGCUCGCCACCCAGCUCCUGUGGGGGGCCAACAGUGGGAACGUCAUGACCACCACUACACACACUUGGACUGGACCCUCACCAUGCCCCAUAAAGAGACUUGGGAAGCCAGGAUCACGUCCACUACGAGAUAAAUAGGUGACUCUUUUACUGUCUUUUACAUCCCCCGCUCUUAUCAGUUCCUUCUAUUUUGAGAUGGAUGACUUUUAGUUUCAGAAAAAAAGGAGAAAGGCUGCUACACCCUUCUCUUUCAGCUACUGUAACGCAGUGCCAACACAAAGAAGGGCACCCUGGCACAUUCUGUCCACAAGGCCACUUCAUAGGUUUUUGGGCUGGAUACACUUUUGUAAAUUGUACUGAAUAUUUCUAAAUUGAUAGGAAGCCAAGGGUCAAAAAACAAAAUGACAGUGGAGCUUAUUUAAAGGGUGAGUUGUCUGGGAUGUAUGCAUUUAUUUUAUUAGGCUGUUUUAAAAAAGUGCAAUUGGUUAUAUUUGUGUACUGUCAUGGAUACCUUAUUAGUGACACUUAACGGUCUUUUUGUUGUUUUUGUUGAGGUGUCGUGUUUUUUUACUUUCUAUUUGAAUGUUGUUUUCUCAAAAGAAUGUGCCAAAUGUAUUGUGGUGACACAGCCAACUUUGUUUUUUUUAUUAUUGUGCCUGACAUCUGCCAAACAUAACAGUGAUAUCAGCUUAGCACACAUGUUGAUUUAACGGGAAGAUCCAAUUCAAAUAGAUUUACCUGCACAAAUUGGUCUAGAUAAUGACUGAAUGGGUUACACAAAGCAAACCGAUGUCUUGUCCUGUUACCUGUACUUAUAAAAACAAACAUGCCUGCAGCAAUCAAUGCCUCUGCCAAUACUUUAUUUAUUCGGAGUCACUGAGAGACACUGUGUAUUUGUGUUGCCUUUUUUUUAUACGGUGGCUUUAUGUGGCGUUACCAGAUAUCAUUUCUGUUUUUGAAAAGCUCACCAAUACUGUUUAUUUUUCUUGAGUUCUGCAAUUAUAUGCAAUAUAUUCAUAACACGUGCCACUAACCCGUAAAUCAGACGAACCAAGAGCACAGUUACACAGACUGAACUAUUUAAAUAAAUAACACUGGGUUGUAAACCAGCAGUAUAUAAAAGCAAAGAGGAAUGAAGGAUUCACGGUGUAAAAAAGACUAAACUACUUGGUAUAAAUAACCAAAAUCAGACCAGCAUAUGGUAAGGGAAAAAUAAAAAUGUCCAUAUCCAUGUUUACAUCUUUUCUAAAACAGAGAGACUGAGUUGUGACUUAGGGACUUGUUGUUUUUGUACAGUAUACACACAUGUAUGCAGGUAGCUAUACAGUAGAAUUUUCAGUUUUGUACUCAAAUGUCAAAUGCACCAUAACUCAGUAUUAAAUUGUGCAUAUAUGUGCAUGCCUUCGUGCACACUAUGUAAAUACAAAUGACUGCAUAAACAAGAACUCUCAAUUGACUGAA